AAACAUUUGGGAGAAAACUGGGCAUUUGUAGGAGAGCUGCUCAAGUUAACUUGUAGCCCCGUGGGUGGUCUUGCAGAGGAGCAGGUCAGGAUGCACGUCCACUGUUGUCUGAGUCUGAGCUUGCUGUGGGAGCCGAGCACUGCUGCUGUCUCUACCCUCUGGGACUACUACAGCAAAAACCUGAACGCCUCCCUCACUGUGCCCUGGUUGGGAUUAUCUGGCCUGGGCACGGUGUGUAAGACGCCCCUGGCUCUGUUGGAGCAGGCGCGCAGCUGCUGCUCUCCGUCUCCCCUCCACUCUGCAGGUCACACCCAGCUCUAUCGCUCUGCCAACUCCUUCCACAUCUUCCUCCGUGUGCUGGCCCUGUGCCUGUCCCAGGACCGGGCCGGCGGGGUCCGACAGAGGCAAAUCAAAGGGAGGAUUUACUCCAAGUUCUCACCAAAGAAGAUGCAGGAGCUGUCAGAAGCAGGACUCAUGAACUUCCUGCUGCUGUUUCUGGUCAUGGCCAGGCAGGUGGAGCUGGAGGAUGUGGCGAACAGAGCCUGUGAGCUGCUUGGCUCUCUGCCCUCUAAUUGCCCCCCUGCACAUCGCACGCUGGUCUGGAGAGGGCAGCUGUCACUGCUGCUGCUUUUCCAAGAGAGAGGUCUGGACGUUGGUGCCAUGGCCAGUUGGUUGGCCUCCUCCUUCACASAGACGGCCAAGGAGUUCCUCACUCUCAAACAAACCCCAGACGCCCCUCGCAGACAGGCCCUCUGGGGGCCGCUCGGCUCCUACCUGGACGGUGUAGCCGAGGUGUUUGAGACCAGCGCCAGCCUCAGCCUGUCGGAGGAGAAGCUGCUGAAUGAGGGCUUUGACUGGCUGCUGCCUGCGUGUCAGUCGGAGCUGGACUCUGUGCUGGGCUUUCUGCAGACCGUCCUGGCACAGCUCAGACGGGUCCAUCAGCGCUGUGUCCAGUCAGUGCCCACUCCGGCCUGGGCUCCCGCRACAGCCAGUGUGAUUAAAGAGCGCCACCUAGCGGUGGCUGCUGCUCUGUGGAUGCACUUCUUCCCCUUCCUSCAAAGCCUACUCCGCUCGCCGACCCCUCCAGCACAGCUGGCAGAUGCUGCUGCAGGUUUCACCUUCCUGGCCUUUGAUCUACCCAGCUCUGCCCCCAAGGACCUGCAGCCCCACCCAGUUCAGUCCAUCAUGCAGUCGUUUGGCUGGGAUGACAUCGUUCACACGCUGCUUGUAACUCGCUACCUUCCUGAUGUGCUCCAGAACAGUGAGCUGGCCUCUGCUCUGGGCAGUGGUUCUGUGUCCGGGUCGGCUCAGGGCCUCUCAGUGCGAGCCUGGAUCAGGUGUGUUCUACAGCAGCACCUUCACAAGAACCAGGACGGGACUGACAGCUGUACAAGUAAGACUGUGAGGGAGCAGCUGUGUGAACUGACCCGGCUCGUGCUCAGGCUUCCUGAGGUCGACAGUCUUCUGCAAAGAGCCCGACUUCAUUCCACAAACCCCCGGCUGGACCCCACCGGAGCCCURAACACGUUUGUCAAGGCUGUAGGCAGCGUGUACAGUGGACUGCAGCUCCUGUCAGAGCGAUCAGCCAUGGUGACCACGGCCCUCGGCUACAUUGGUGACAUCUUGAAUUACAUCAGACCUUACAUGGUCAACAAAAACCAGGAAGGAAUCCAGUUGGCGUACUGGUCUGUGGGCUGCAUAGUUAAACACUGGAGCCCCCUGCUGGCCACUUCCAAAGCACAAUCUCUGCUGUUUCAGAUUGUAGACAGGGUUCUUCUCCCCCACCGCCUCCCACAGCAGGACAAAGCUCUGAGGGACAGCCUACCCCUCUACCUGCAGGGUCUGUCAGUGGCCUCGAGCGUGUCUCAGUCACAGGGUGCCAACCUGAAGCAGCAGCUCCGCUCUGUCAUCCACAGAUAUCUGGAUCAUUUUCUGCCCACCUCACCUUUCGUGGGUGCCGUCGCCAACCACCCGGUUCUUCUCGGUGCCUGRGAGGACGCGCCGACUCCGCGAGGAGCCGCGCUGAGGAGGACCGUACUGGAGGUGCUUUGUGAGAACUUCCUCCAGUUCAAAGGCAACAGCCCUCCUCCUCGACUCGCACCAGUCCUGAUGUUCUUGUUGGAACUCCUGAGAAGAAACAGAGACACAGAUGUUUCUCUCCUCACCCUGCCUCUGCCCUCCCUCCUGCACUGUUUGAUGCUGGUCAGUGAUGCACAAGUGAGGAAGACGAGCACAGAUGCCCUGCAGCUCGUGGUGGAGCGAUGUGCUGCUGCCUCUACGGAGGGGCCCUGUGAGCAGAUGAUCGGUGUCUUACGGUAAGUGACUGUGAUCUGCAGCGAUAAAUAUCUGCACCUGCGUGUGGGGAGAGGCCACUUCACCCCCAAAUCCCGUGGAACACUUUAAGGAGUUUCCUUCUAUCGUCAUGUCGAUGCUCUUAGARGUUUCGUGGAGAAGAACGAGUGCGUCUACGACAGGCAGGUCUACGGUGUCCUGGAGACGGUGGCCGURCUGGAUCCCAGCGUGGUUCAGGCUCUCGUUCCCAGCCUGUCUGUCYGUCUGAGAAAUGCUGAACACAAACGAGGAAUGGGCAAGAACACUGCCUUGAGGAGUGCAUACAUGAAGCUGCUGAGUCUUCUUGGAGAAUGUGGGCAGGCUGAGAUCAUCCGCCUGGAGAACAACUGAAAAGUCUUCUGGAAAGAACUUCAAACCUUUUUAUUUCAUAAAUCUGACAGACUUGAUUUGGUUCCCAAAACAGCAAAAACUAAAAUCUGAGUUUGUAGUUGAUGUGAAGGCAUGUUCUGGUCCUUCUGAGCUGGGGUUCUGUUAGGAACAAUUAAUAUCUUAGCUGUAGCAGAAAGCUCUUCGAAAGUCAUCAGUUUGAAGAAAAAGUUCUGGUCCAGCAGGAGUCACGAGCUAACUACUAGUUCAAACACAGCUAAAGCCAAAGUAGACUGCUUCCAUUUUAAAACCAUGUGAUUUAGACUUUUUCACCCCAAGUCCUGAAGCGAGAACCCUCUAAUGAACCCAGGCUUCUGGUACAGAUGUGUGCUGCUGCUAAUUCUACUAGUUGGUGUUUUUAUUUAUUUUUAAAUAAAAAGUAUUCUGGAGGGUGGUGGGUGUGGUAAUCAAAAGCACAUCUCAAUAGUAACUUGUGCCAAUGCCAGUCUUUUACAUUUUCUCAACGUUUUAAAAAAAUAAUAAUUUUGACGCUCAUUAAUUCUUCAGAUUUGUUCAUUUUAACUAGAAUUUGAACAUUUUAAAUCUGGAGGAACUUCAGAGGUGAGUUCUAUAAUAUUUCUGCUAAAAGAACAAGAAAGGGGUCUCUGCAGUCACUYAGUAGGAMUUUCUGAUUUUGUGAGCUURGUUUACCCAAGAUGUGAUUGGAUGGACUGACAGUGGGGUUUAAAGAAGCUGUGGGCAGCUUGGUCGAAUAGACCAGGAAGCACAUGUACCUUUUUWAAUAUAGAGAUUAAUUUUAGUCAUAACUUGAGACAGGAAGGUGCUAGCUGGAUGAAAUUUGAACACUGUAUAUGUGGUGGGAUGUAUAAAAAUUUGGCUUGGUCAAAACAUCCCUAAGCAGCCUGUAAAAAGAUCASUAAAAGUCAAUAUGAAUAUAAAUAUUAGUCAUAACUUGAAACAGGAAGGUUCUUGUUGCAUGAAAUUUCAAGUCAAUAAAUUAUGGUUACAUGUUCACACUAGUUUUUAUUUAUGUCAUUGUUCUGUUAUAAACUCUACAUAGACAGUCAAUAAAUCAUUAUUUUACUAUUAUCAUGACUUCCUCUUUUAAGUUGCCCCACAAGACAAYUCAAUUCGACCAAUCACGGUUAGGGCCAACUCCGCCCACAGAAUAUGCACUGCAGAGACCCCUACUUGGAAAAAACCUAGAGUAAAGAUUUAAAUAAUAGUUUAGAAUAAAUGAUUUGGUGCUAUGAAAUGUUGAAGUUUACAGUUAGUUUAUUACAGCAACAAACCCCUGACACUGAGUCUGCUCGGACCAGUUGGGUGAGCUAAUAAUUAGUCCAGGGUUAUUCAACUGGCGUCCUGUGGCCCGGAGGACUUUCAUCCAGCCAACCAAUGAUUAUGUUUUUUACUUAAUUAAAUAUAAAACUACAUUUUAAAUCAGUGGUAAAUUAUGAACUAAUGCAACAACAAAAACAUUUACACGGUAAAACGUGCUUGUUGUCUUACAUAAUACAGUUUCUUCUACCCUGAGCUGUUGCUUUCUGUAACUGUGGCCUCCUGAGAAAUUUAUUUGAAAAGACUUGGUUUAGUCUGAGUUGAGUCAAUUCUUCUAAAAAAAAUAGGAAAAAACAUUACACUGAUUUUUUUUUUUUUGUGUUUUUGGCAGAGAUGUUAGGAUUUUGAUGCUGGAAGUGCUACAGCUAGCUGCUACUGAAAAUAACCAUGUAAUGCAUAGAUGAAGGUGAUGUAGUGUUUUCAUGAACUGCUGCAAAAAGCUAAAUGUUUGAGUUUGAAGCUGAAGGCUGAACUUACAGUUAGCUCAUCAGUCCCGUCUAAUCUAAACUAUUUCUUAAAAGCGAGAUUGUUUAAAGAACUGUUUACUGCAGGUGAGAUACUCAUUCUUUAUUUUUACUACUAAACCCUACUUUAAACAGAAAUUUUCUCUGAAGACCUGUAAGAGCUGCAAUGUGCCAAAAUAUCCCAGAACUGAAAGCUGUCUUAAGAAUCAUCAGUUACCAAAUCAAGUUAUUGUACAAACCUUUAAAUGUGUUGUAAAUAUUGUAGUUUUACAUUUAGUGAUGUAUUAAAUGUAAAAAAUAAAUUUGCUCUUUUGCCUGCUUU
Austrofundulus limnaeus is the source of this 4803-nucleotide messenger RNA. RefSeq names its product protein MMS22-like. Gene Ontology annotation, biological process: replication fork processing; double-strand break repair via homologous recombination. Gene Ontology annotation, cellular component: nuclear replication fork. The record is from RefSeq and is a predicted model, not a curated record. Lineage: Eukaryota; Metazoa; Chordata; Actinopteri; Cyprinodontiformes; Rivulidae.